Erigeron canadensis is the source of this 748-nucleotide messenger RNA. RefSeq names its product 60S ribosomal protein L28-2-like. The record is from RefSeq and is a predicted model, not a curated record. Gene Ontology annotation, cellular component: ribosome; cytosolic large ribosomal subunit. NCBI's taxonomy places the organism in Eukaryota, Viridiplantae, Streptophyta, Magnoliopsida, Asterales, Asteraceae. The coding region runs from base 125 to 577 and encodes 150 amino acids. Gene Ontology annotation, biological process: translation. Gene Ontology annotation, molecular function: structural constituent of ribosome. The transcript is spliced from 4 exons.
GCGUUAUACUAUAAAGAAAACAAUCAAAACUAGGGUUACAUAAACCUUGUUGUUUACUUUUUCUGCCUUCAACACCACCAAAUAACGCCGCCGUAGCAAAACCCUAGAAAGGAAGGAGGUAGAAAUGGCAACAGUACCAGGGCAGCUGAUAUGGGAGAUAGUGAAGAAGAACAACUGUUUUCUUGUAAAAGAGUUUGGCAACAACACCCAGAGUGUUCAGUUUAGCAAAGAGCCUAACAAUCUUUACAACCUUAACUCCUACAAACAUUCUGGGCUAGCAAACAAGAAGACUGUUACCAUUCAGCCAGCAGGAAAGGAACAAUCUAUUUUGCUUGCAACCUCCAAGACUAAGAAACAGGCCAAGCCUGCAAGCUUACUCCACAAGUCUGUCAUGAAAAAGGAGUUCAACCGCAUGGCUAAGGCAGUCAUCAACCAGGUUGCUAACAACUACUACAGGCCUGACUUGAAGAAGGCAGCUCUUGCAAGAUUGAGUGCUGUGAACAGGAGCCUAAAGGUUUCAAAAUCUGGUGUCAAGAAGAAGAACAGACAAGCUACAAGGGUUUAUGGUAGGAAAUGAGAAUAUUUUAUUAGUGUUUGUGAGCUGAGAUUGUUAUAAUAUGAUUUUCUGAAUUUUGAUGUCUAGACUCAUUGAAUCAACUUCCAUCAUCUUUCAGUGUCUGUCUCUGGUUGAAAUGUUGUGUCAAGGAUGGUUUGUUCUUUUUUGUUAUAAUAUUUGGCUUGUUAGAAA